AUGACUCGCAAAGCCUCGGCCAAGGACUCGGCGUCCAAAACAGCUUCUCUCGUCUCCUCUGAACCGAAAGCCUGGUAUGACGUUAUUGGGAUAUAUCUCACCUCCGCAGAAAAGAUCGCGGACGAAGAUGCUCUGAAAGCACUGGUGGAAUACAUUGUGGAACUGGCAAGUCUUCCCGAUGCUAUCAACGAGAGCCAUGAAACGGUCGUCAUCGAUCACAUAGGCCACGCCGGGGCGUCGGUGCCUAUCGAGCCCGGAGAACCCCUCGUGAUGGGGUAUGGAGGGGAGAGACUGUGGAGGGACUUGCCAGACUUGAGUAUGGAACUAACAGAGCGCUUUCAAGGACCUGAGCAGUACCUUUCAGAUACACCAUCACCAGCGGACCUUGAAGCUGCAAAGACGUUAUGGAAGAACUUCAACGCUUUCCUCGCCCUCAUAGCCACAAGCGCUAGGGUGCAGACAAUUCCAGUCCUUGCAAAUGGGAUUCGCAUGGCCCGCAUGACCUUGGUGACAGCCCUUGAACACUCGCCGAACACACGCAGGGGCAAGGGGACUGAUCUGCACAUACCCGCUGCUGAGGCAUGGUUCCAGAUCGCGGGCGAUGAGAUUGGAAAGCUUUGUGAAGCUGGGACGGAAACGUUACCCCCGGGUGAUCUUUGGGCCAGUCAAGGGGGCGGGGACCUUUGCGACAGUGCUAGAUUGGAGUUUUGGAAGAGGAGAAUGUCUGAGUUGGGGGCCAAGUAUGGGGAAACAAAGUAG
Molecule: messenger RNA, 759 nt
Organism: Alternaria incomplexa
Lineage: Eukaryota; Fungi; Ascomycota; Dothideomycetes; Pleosporales; Pleosporaceae
Exons: 2
Coding region: 1-759 (252 amino acids)
Source: RefSeq, a predicted model, not a curated record